UGUAGGUGAGACUCCACUGUUAGUUCGUAGACAGCAGAGCAAGGGAAGCAGAGAGAGGGAGUGACUGAGUUAUUACCUGAAGGAUCACAAAGACAAGAGAAAGGUCAUAGCUGUUGAUGCUCUAUCAGUUGGCCAAAUACUGCCCCCUGGACAAAAAAAGCACCUCCUCUGGAAAUACAACAGACAUUGUAUCAAAACUACUACUAAUACCACUCCCUGCAGGUGCGUAUCAGAAAACCAGAGGGAGAGUAAACCAUGGAGGUCACCAAGGUCUGGCACACCCAGGCCCUGGACCCAGUGUCCGAGGAGGAUGAGCAGGAGUUGGACCCUUCCUCCGGCGGGGACAAGCCAGAGUGCUCCAUCUGUUUCAACACCUAUGACAAUGUCUUCAAGACGCCCAAGCUGCUGGACUGCACCCACACCUUCUGCCUGGAGUGUGUCACCCGGGUCAUGGCCGUGUCUGUGGAACAGGACGGGGGCCAGAUCCCCUGCCCCCUCUGCAGGCACCUCACCUCCAUCCCCGCCAGCGGUCCCCCUGCACUCCUCACAAGCCUGGAGGUUCUGGGCAGGCUCCCCACCCACCUGCAGCAGGAGGAGAGGGUGUGGAUGGAGGGGAAGAAGCUGUGUUACUCCAGCCUCGGCAGCCCUGACCCCCUCCACCCUGCCGGCUCCUCCACCUGUAUCUGUAUCGACAUUGGGAGGAUCCAGGAGGAUGCUGUGUCCAGACAGACUGAGGCUGAACAAGGGAGACGCGUCUGGGGCAGACGAUGCCUCUGUAGCUUCUUCUCAGACUGGAAGCGGCUGRUGUUGUUCGUGGUGCUGCUGGUCAUGCUGGUGUGUGUCAUCAUGUGGCCGCUGCAGUGUGUCUUUAGUACAGGAUCGGUUCGUUGUUUGAAAAGCAAGGCUCCAGCCACUCUGGGGCAGACCCCUACUCCCUCUACAGCUUCCACCAACACUUAGCUGCUACGGUGAGAUAAGGAGGGGAGACCCAAUGUGCAGCAAAGGGCCUGGGGGCACCUUAUUAUCGCAGGUGACUCUGACUGGCACAGCAGGACUGUGAAGGAUGAGACUGAAAGACAAGCUAGCUCUCCUGGUGAAAUKACUUCAAAUGAGCCAUAGAGAUCCUAUUCAAUUACUAAAUGGGCUACAUUGAGCUCCAAAAGUAUUGGGAC
Molecule: messenger RNA, 1172 nt
Organism: Salvelinus sp. IW2-2015
Lineage: Eukaryota; Metazoa; Chordata; Actinopteri; Salmoniformes; Salmonidae
Product: RING finger protein 223
Biological process (GO): protein ubiquitination
Molecular function (GO): ubiquitin protein ligase activity
Source: RefSeq, a predicted model, not a curated record